Saitoella complicata NRRL Y-17804 is the source of this 1515-nucleotide messenger RNA. Its product is annotated as RCC1/BLIP-II protein. The coding region runs from base 1 to 1515 and encodes 504 amino acids. The transcript has 4 exons. Gene Ontology annotation, cellular component: mitochondrial inner membrane. The record is from RefSeq and is a predicted model, not a curated record. Gene Ontology annotation, biological process: mitochondrial respiratory chain complex III assembly. Lineage: Eukaryota; Fungi; Ascomycota; Saitoellomycetes; Saitoellales; Saitoellaceae.
AUGUUUGCCGCCGGCCGUCGUCAAGCGUAUGCUGCUGCUUCCAGGCAAAUCCGUACCGUCCACUCGGCUGCAUUCUCAUCUCAACGUCGUUCCACCGCCAUCGUCCUUCUUGGUCUCAGUGGAGCAGUAGCUACAUACGGCGUAUACGCUUACAAUUCGUCAAGUCCGAUUGACCUUAAGGAGGCUCGUGAUCAGAAGUUUCAGUUAAUUUCUGGUGUUGAGGCCGAUGUUCAAGGCCCUGGAGUCUUUGCAUGGGGUUCGAAUCUUGGUGGAGUUUUGGCGCCUACCUCUAAAGAAGAGCGUGUUCUUUCUCCUCGACGUCUGAAGUUCCUUGACGCCGUGGUGCUGAGAGAUCUGGCUCUGCGUGAGGAUGUCGGGGUUGCCGUCACUGAGAACGGCGACCUGCUUCAAUGGGGUGUCGGCUACUCAGGAUUGCCUAGGGCUACCAUUGCGGAGCCCGAGGUUACGUUGAAGGGCAAGAAUGUCGUCCAAGUGAGUUUGAGUGAAUCACACGUCUUCGCUCUCUCCAAGGGUGGUAAGGUCUACGCCCUCCCCAUCUCCAAGGCUGAGCAGCAAUCCGGCACGAAACCCUCAGAAUCCGCAUGGUGGGGUCUUGGUCUUUACUCCAGACCUUCCGACAUCUCCUACGUAACUAUCGACGCAAAGCUGAACAGCUUCGAGAAGUUCAAGUCAAUCGCAGCAGGCCAUGCACACCUCCUCCUCCUCACUUCUUCCUCCCGCCUGUUGACGGUUCCGAUGAUUACAGCUGCUCCAUUCACCGCGGUUCCGCUACCCAAUAUCCCUGAGCUCCCGAUCACCCAGAUUGCUACUGGAGACCUGCACUCCCUCGCCUUGGCUGCCGACGGCAGCGUCUACAGCUGGGGUCACAACGAACUCGGCCAAUGCGGACAAGACUUCGCUAAAAACACCACAGUCGUCGCGGAACCGACCCCCGUACCAUUAAAUCUCUGCUACCCCCGUGUCGCCAGAAUCCAAUGUAUCGCUAUCGCAGCAGGCGGGCAUUCCUCAUUCUACGUCGUGAAGAACGGGGAACAGAAGACUGAUGUGUUUAGCUCGGGUUUCGGACAGUAUGGACAGUUGGGUAACGGAAGUUUCAGUCAGUCGCAGUAUAGGCCGACGAAGUUGAAGUCUAUCUCCUCGCUGACGGAGUACUCCGAAGCAGCCGGCACGUCCGUGCCGAUCGGUAUCAAGUCAUUGGUCUGUGGGUUAACUGCCGCUGGUGUCGUCCUUGACAACGCCUCGGUAGAUGGCUUCGGAAGAGACUUGUUGACGUGGGGAACCGGCGCCACUGGUAACGGAAAGAAAAAUAACGUCAGUACGCCAGCGCCUGUGCCUACGGGCGAAGGCAAGACGGCUUCUGAGGGUAGCAGGUUGCAGCUGCAGCCGCAGAGGAAGGUGAGCUUUGAGAAGGAUGGGAAGACGAGAUGGGUUAAUGUUGAGGAUACGAUUAUUGCUGGGAGGGGAGUUAUGGCAAUGUACUCACGGGCUGUGUAG